GGCGAAAACAAACAUGGCUGAUUCGGAGUUCGAGCAAUUCAGGCAUAGUUUCGGGUUUUUGUCGUCGCACACCAAAACGACUGCACCUUUUUAUUCUUUGGUUCACAAUGUCGAAGUCGACGAAGAUUCUCCGACUUCUUCCAAGAGCGACUUAGAAAACGACUGUGAUAACAAUGAAGACGGUCCGGAAAAUCAAAGCGGACCCUCUUCGUUGGGUGGUACGAAACCCGAAACGCCGUCUCUUACUAUCGCGACGCAAUGGACGGGGGAAAGGAGAAGAAGAAGGCUACCGGAAAUACCCAAAAAUAAGAAAUCGGCUGUAGUAACAAUGUACAAUGCACAACAUCAAUUCUCCAGAGAUAUAUCACUGGCCGACGAGCUGGGUAGUACCAGCAGUGGACCGAGCUCAAUUCUAGUAUUAAAAUGCGGAUAUCUAUGGGACGACUCCCCAGAGUCAGACAGACUUCUGACGGACGCCGACAGCGGCCACAGCACGGCGCACUCGCCCACCGGCACGGACGGGCCCAAGUCAAUGUCGCCGGUGGCCAUGACGUCGCCGUCCGCCGUCUGCGAGGACGUCGGUGCGCUCGAGGCGACGCACCGUGGGCUACACAAGUUCGUGCCCCGGCACCGCGACGAGAUCGACGUCGAGAUCGGUGACCCGAUCUACGUGCAAAAGGAGGCGGACGAUCUGUGGUGCGAAGGAGUGAACCUCAGAACGGGAAGGAUGGGCAUUUUUCCAUCGGCAUAUGCGGUAGACUGUGAUUAUACUGACUGGGAUUCGUCUUGCGAACAUGGACGAAGAGAACGCUAUAUUUUAGGUUAUAUAGGGUCCGUAGAAACCUUGGCACAUAAGGGAACAUCAGUUGUAUGUCAGGCGGUAAGGAGAGUUAUCGGAAGUACAGGCAACGAACCUGACUUACAACCCUGUACCCUCGAAGUAUCGGAUCAAGGUUUAAGGAUGGUGGACAGAAGAAAGAGAAACCAAAAUGAACCCUGUAUCGACUACUUCUAUUCCCUGAAGAAUGUAUCGUUCUGUGCUUUCCACCCCCGAGAUCAUCGCUACUUAGGAUUUAUUACCAAACACCCCACGUUACAAAGGUUCGCCUGUCACGUCUUUCGAGGAGAUGAUUCUACCAGACCUGUCGCAGAGGCAGUAGGUCGUGCCUUCCAAAGGUUCUACCAGAAGUUUAUCGAGACUGCUUAUCCCGUUGAAGAUAUUUACAUAGAAUAGAAAUAAAUGUUAAGUGCAAUAAAUACCUACUUAUAAUGUAUAAUACAUUAUAAUGCUGUGUAUAUCAAUAAAGAGAAAUAUUAACUUUUAUUUGUAA
This is a messenger RNA of Phaedon cochleariae (mustard beetle), 1331 nucleotides long. The record is from the annotation of a GenBank genome assembly. Lineage: Eukaryota; Metazoa; Arthropoda; Insecta; Coleoptera; Chrysomelidae.